AUGGUCACUUGGUUACUUCGCUGCUGGGACAAUGGUGCCAAUAGUGCGUGGCUCGAUGGCAUUGAAGCUCGCAAACUGGGUAGUAUUUCCAAGGACUCACGUGUGGACAGAGGUAUUGGCACAUGCCAAAAUCAGUCCUACACCCUCUGGAAGCGGAUGUUGAUAGCGGUAAGAGAUAGAUUCCCCUUUAAACGGGACUUGGAGCCUGAGAGAAAGAAAUGGACUGAUAUAGAGAAAGAUGGAAUUCAUGGUGGUGACAAGAUGAUGGAGACCGAGGAUUUCACGGAGUCGCCUAUUGAUGAAAGCUUAAACAACAUUGAGUUCUCUCGACCUGGUAUCAUCGAAAAUUCUCAACGCAUUAAAAAAGAUGACGUCGCUCGAAAACCACGAUUUUUCUUCACCCCGUUUAUAAAGGCAGCUAUUGAAAUCCGUUUUCAGUGCCGAGCAGCAGGCGGACGGCGGGCGGGAAGGAACAGCCCAGCACACACCGCCGGAGGAAACGCCCUCCGUUCGGGCUCGCCCGCCCCGAGCCGAGCCCGGAGGAGGAGGAGGUCUGGGGCGAUGCUGGCGGGACUGGGGCGGGCGGUGCGGAGUCUAUCGCCGGGCGACGGGCGGCUCCGGCUGCUGGCGGGCGGCCGGGCGGCGCGGGGCAGGCGGGAUGGUCGGCCGCCCCUCUCGGAGCUUCAGGUGAAAAUCUGGAGGCACAAUGGGACCUGGGCACGCCGGGAAGGAGCCUCCUACAGCACGCUGGUGCCCUCUGACGAAGUAACUAUUAAUUACAAGCAUGGUCUCCCCAUAAUAACUCUGACAUUGCCUACAAGAAGAGAACGCUGCCAGUUUGCUGUUAAACCAGUGGUAGCCACAGUGGGAGCAUUUCUGCAAGAUGUACAGAGAGAAGAUAAAGGAAUUGUGAGAGCAGAAGUCUUUGCAACAGAUGGUAGCAAGGUCUCUGAUGCAACCUUGAUGGAGGUCUUACUGAUGAACGACUUUAAACUUGUUAUCAACGACACAACAUACAGUGUGUCAACUCCUGUAAAAGAUAGGCUGACUAGUGAGCGUGCUACUGAAAUGGAAGACAUCAAAUCCUUGGUUCACAGACUGUUUGUGGCUCUGCAUUUAGAAGAUCACCAGAUCAAGAAAGAGAGAGAAUUACUACAGAAACUGGACCACCUGAAAGAACAGCUGAUGCCUCUUGAACAGAUGAAAGCCAGAAUUAUGGACAGUGCUGAUGCAAAGACCUCCAGGCUUCUAUGGGUUGGUUUAGCUUUGAUGUCAACACAAGGUGGAGCAUUGGCAUGGCUCACAUGGUGGGUCUAUUCAUGGGACAUCAUGGAGCCGGUCACGUACUUCAUCACCUAUGGGAGUGCCAUGGCUUUCUAUGCCUACUUUGUUCUUACUAAACAGGACUACAUUUACCCUGCUGCUAAAGACAGGCAGGUCCUCCACUACUUCUAUCGGAAAUCCAAAGCCCAGCAUUUCAAUGUGGAACAAUAUAACAAGCUAAAAGAAGAACUGGCAGAGGCUGAAGAAUCUCUGAAGCGUUUGCGCCAGGCUCUGCACCUCAAACUUCCAAUCCAGGAAAUUACUAACAAGGACUGACUUUGUUUUGGUGUAUGUUAGAAUUGCCUUUUCCAAGUUGAUAGGAACGUUUACUCUACAGAAACUGGAUAUUUUUGACCACUAUGAUUUCGAAAGUUACAAUAAAUAUUUAUAAAAAUGACUUUGA
Coturnix japonica (Japanese quail) is the source of this 1726-nucleotide messenger RNA. Lineage: Eukaryota; Metazoa; Chordata; Aves; Galliformes; Phasianidae. The record is from RefSeq and is a predicted model, not a curated record.